This is a messenger RNA of Lachancea dasiensis, 1773 nucleotides long. Lineage: Eukaryota; Fungi; Ascomycota; Saccharomycetes; Saccharomycetales; Saccharomycetaceae. The record is from the annotation of a GenBank genome assembly.
AUGCAUUUCGGGCAGCUGUUAGUCGUCUUAAUAACAUGUACAGGGCUGGGGCUCGCUUUGCCUACCUCUGACCAGCGAGUCUUGCAGCGCUUCCCUUCCCUGGAGCAGGCCGCGCCCAGGGAAUUGGAAAUCGGAGAAUUGAAUUUCCUACAUACGACAGAUACACAUGGUUGGCUCGGCUCCCAUCUGAAUCAACCUAAUUAUGACGCUGAUUGGGGCGACUUUGUCUCGUUUGUUGAGAUUUUUAGACAUAAUCGAAUCGGCGCCUCUCGCGACCUUAUUUUGGUUGACACGGGUGAUAAACACGAUGGAAACGGACUCAGCGACGCUACUGUCCCCAAUGGGCGGAUAUCCACGGAAAUCUUCAAUAAGCAGGACUACGACCUGCUUACGUUGGGUAAUCACGAACUUUACACCGAAGAAAAUACGAUAUUGGAAUACCACAGGACGGCACAGUCGCCGAAGUUUAAGGAGGCUUAUGUUUCUAGCAACGUCGAAUUUGUCACGGAUGAUGGGGACAUUGUCCCCUUCGGCUCUAAAUAUCGUUAUUUUGAGACAACUAAUCGAAAGAUCCGAGUCUUGUCUUUUGCAUUCAUGUUCAACUUCCAGCGGGCCAAUGCGCGGGCUAAAGUGACACCCGCUGUGGCCAUCUUCGAAGAAGAUUGGUUUCAAAACGUGGUACGUCAAUUUCCUGCUGAAAAGGUAGAUGUGGUGGUCGUAUUUGGUCACCUACCUAUAACGGACCCCGAGGACCGCGAGAUCAAUCAAGUGCAUACCAAAUUGAGAGAAAUCUAUCCACAAACGGUGAUCCAAUAUUUUGGCGGACAUUCACAUAUCAGGGACUUUGCUGUCUUUGACGAUAGGGCGACAGGGAUACAAAGUGGGCGGUUUGCGGAAACCGUGGGAUUUGUUUCUAUUGAUCAAGUCGGAGACGGCACACCAAACUUCAGCAGACGCUACGUUGAUUUCAGUAAGAAUUCAUUUUCACAGCAUGCCAAAGCUCCACUAUACACCACGCGUGGGUCAGAAUUGUCAAAUCAUAUUCAAAGCAUUCGGCAAAAUUUGGAGCUGAAUCAAGUUGUGGGAUAUGUUCCGUCGUCAUAUUAUAUGUAUUCAAAGCCCACCACAUCAAAACACAACAUCUACAAUUUGUUAACAUCGCAAGUAUUACCAAGAUUAAGAUCCGACGAGACGGACGAGUCGAAGUCGCGGUUCAUCAUCAUCAACACUGGUUCUAUUCGUUAUGACCUUUAUAAGGGUAACUUUACCAAGGACACUGAAUACAUAGUGUCGCCCUUCCCGAAUGACUGGAACUACAUUGAAGUGCCACUUUCGCUGGCCGAAAACGUGGCAGAUUAUUUGAAUGAUGGUCCGGUUUUGUACUCUUCAAUGGCUCCUCCAAAAAUCAGUAAUAUGGUCAAAGGUCCUGCUUCGUGUCCGUUCAUACAUGAUCCCGAUUUGAGAAAGGGAUAUACUACCAGCGACGAUUUCGGUUGUGACGGGGAUGAUAUGCUACACAACACGGAACUAUACUUUGAGGUCCCCAAUGUAGUCCAAACCGUUGAACUGAAGCAAAUAAAAAGCGAGACCGCCGUCCAUUUGAUAUUUUACAGCUUUAUCGAAAGUGACAUACUUCAUGCCCUGAAUGAACUCAGCAAGAGCCAGGUAGGAGAGACGAAGCUAUUCACUGAGAAUGACUGUAAAAAAUACGGCGGUGCUUCUACAAAGCAAUUGCUGAAAGAAUACAUACAGGAGCUGUCAUUACAUACAUAG